Messenger RNA from Didymosphaeria variabile, 1317 nucleotides. RefSeq lists its product as uncharacterized. Gene Ontology annotation, molecular function: monooxygenase activity; FAD binding. The record is from RefSeq and is a predicted model, not a curated record. Gene Ontology annotation, biological process: secondary metabolite biosynthetic process. Bases 1 to 1317 code for a protein of 438 amino acids. The transcript has 5 exons. Lineage: Eukaryota; Fungi; Ascomycota; Dothideomycetes; Pleosporales; Didymosphaeriaceae.
AUGGGCGACAUGUACUUCAUGGGUUUAUCAGGUACCAAGUUCUUCAAGCACUGGCCAGCCAUGCGCUCCGAAUAUGACGAGAUCUCGAUGCAAACCUGCUACCUCGAGACGUUCAAGCAUGACGGAGAGCUCAUGAUUCCCGCCAUGAGGGUGUCCGAGAGGUUGCGUGCCGUUGGUCUGGAUCCGAACACGCCGCCCGGCGCUUUCCAGAUGCGGCCACUUGUGUAUAAGAUGUUUAUCAACCAAGCGCAGCGAUUGGGCAUUCCGUUUUUGUUCAACAAGCGCGUCAUGGGAUAUUUCGAGGACAAGAACAAAGCGGGCGUGGAGACGGACGAGGGUGAGAAGUUCGAGGCAGACAUUGUGAUUGCUGCCGAUGGCAUUGGCAGCAAGAGCCAAGCCAUCGUGGGAGGGAAAGUACGCGCGGCUAGCUCAGGCCGAGCCAUGUGGAGGGCGGUGUUCCCUGUCGAAGUGCUUGACAAGGACCCGGAAGUAAGGGAGUUUUUUUCGAUGAAAGGCGAGGACCCUAUCGUGCGCACAUUCCUCGGUCCGGGAGCCUACGGCCUCACACUCAAUCGCGAGGGUACCGUAUGUUGGAUAAUCAAUCACGAUGCGACCGGCACCGAGGCAGAGUCAUGGCACCAUACCGUGUCGUCCGAAUCGGUCCUGCAAAACAUGGACAAGUCGCUCACGUCGCCCACAGCCCCCGAGUGGGCACCCAUCUUGAAGAAACUCAUUGCUCUGACGCCUCCGGACACGAUCGUCAACUUCGAGCUCUUUUGGCGCAAUCCUCAACCUAAAUGGCAUUCGCCUAGUGCCCGCGUGGUCCAGAUUGGCGAUUGUGCGCAUAGCUUCUUGCCCAGUUCAGGCAAUGGCGCAACACAAGCGAUCGAGGACGCCGUCAGUCUCGCGAGCUGUCUGGAGUUGGGUGUCAAGUUGGACGGCAAAGGAGCCGUGCCUGACGCGGUGAAAGCCCAUGUCAGGCUCCGCUUCCUGAGAUGUGCGUGUGCGCAGAAGCUGGGGUUCUCAAAUGCAGAGCGGCUGCAAGACACUGACUGGAACAAGGUUAAGCUUGACCCCAAGAAGGCGCAACCGAAGCAUCCUAAGUGGGUCUGGGCUCAUGAUCCGGAAGAAUACGUGUACGGCAACUAUGAGAAGUGCCUCAAGGGCAUGAGGGCGGGCGUAUCGCUCGACCAGGACCCUAACAUCCCGCCGAAUUAUCCGCCGGGAUACAAAUGGGAGCCAUGGAACAUCGACGAGAUCAUGCGCGACCUGGACCAGGGUAUUCCUGUGGACCUGGGCUCAGGAGAUUGGGACUAA